Messenger RNA from Macadamia integrifolia, 1811 nucleotides. Its product is annotated as probable serine/threonine-protein kinase DDB_G0282963. The transcript has 7 exons. The record is from RefSeq and is a predicted model, not a curated record. Lineage: Eukaryota; Viridiplantae; Streptophyta; Magnoliopsida; Proteales; Proteaceae. The coding region runs from base 696 to 1529 and encodes 277 amino acids.
UUUUCAAAGGGCUGAAGAAAGCUUUCAUUCUCUCAUUCUUUGGAGAUCGAAACAAAGAAUUAAGGAGAAGAACGACGAGGGGAGUUCAAUGCUCAAAGCCUGAAACGUUUUGAUUUCUCCUGUCUUGAAUGUCUAGGAAUUCCUUUCCUUUGGUUUUUAAUUUCCAGUAUUUGGAGAUUUUAGCAAAUCUUGGUUGAGCAGAAGGAUAAAUCUUAAAUCUAUUCAUUGAUGCUUGAUUUUUGAAAAAAAAACGAUUUCAGAGAGACAUUUUUUUGGAAGAUUAGGGGAGGAACGAUCAGCGCAUUUAAGAUGAUCAGAGUCUUCGGCUUGGAAGAUCGGAAUCUGAGACUAUAGUCGACUAGCUCAAUUGUCUCUGUUGCACUAGAUACUGGAUCCUAAUCUCGGUUAAGGAAUCGGUUGAGUGAGAAGUGGUUGUCGAUUGACGUUCUUGUAAUGGUGAAUCUGAGUAGAAGAUUUAGAAAUCGUUCCAUGGUGGAGAACUGUUGGUUCAGGACGGUAGAUUUUUGAAUUUGUGGUGGAGCUCUGGUCUUGUUAGUGCUCUGCCUGAUGCUGUUUUGAAGGAAUCAUUCUGUAAGGAGUGGGCGAAAAGAAUCGGCGCUUUCCUGUGGUGGUUUUGACAGAGGGGAACGCAGAUCUUGGCGUGGAAUUUCAUUCUUGGAGGGGAAAAGGGUUAGAUGGAAAGAGAGGUGGUGAAGAAUCUUCCUCACCGUGGAGAGGGUUUAUGUGGAGCUCCCACCGAGAGUACGUCUACGGAUAUCCUAUUGCAGUGGGGCAACCGGAAACGACUUCGGUGUAUGAAGUUUCAGGUCAAAGACGGCUCUUCCGAUAAAACCACCGUUAGGGUCGACCGACGCGUGGUUAGAACAGACAAAGACCCUUCAACCUCCACCGCCGCCGCCACCACGGCAAAUGACAACAAUAAUGAUCUUAAUCUCCGUCGACAUCCCCCUUCGACGUCACCUCAUCGCAUUCUCAGGAGUUCUGAGACUUUGUGCGCUAUGAGGGGGCAAACUAACGGCAUGAGGAGCUCCUCUUCACCAGAGACGGUAGGAGGAGGAGGAGGAGAGGAGAAAGCACUGGCAAAGAGGGGGAGUAACCACCACCACAACCACCACCACCACCACCAUAACCACAACGGGAACAGAAACGGUGGUGUCGGUGGGGCGUCGCCUUCGUCGGAGACGGCGCAGGAUAGCAAGAAAGGAGGAGGGGGAGGAGAAGGGUCACCAUCGGGGAGCGAAGCGAUCCAGGUAUGGCCGCCGAAGUUCGUGAUCGCGCUCACUAAUAAGGAGAAAGAAGAGGAUUUCAUGGCCAUCAAGGGGUCAAAACUUCCACAGAGACCCAAGAAACGUGCCAAGUUCAUCCAGCGCACCCUCAACCUGGUGUGCCCGGGGUCAUGGUUGUGCGAUCUAACCCUGGAACGGUACGAGGUUAGAGAGAAGAAGAUCACCAAGAAGAGACCAAGGGGGUUGAAGGCAAUGGGGAAUAUGGAUAGCGACUCCGAUUAGAUGUCAAUACACUCUAGGAGAAGAAGCUGAAAGAGAUAUAGAUAGGCAGGCUCUUAGGCAUAAUAUAUAUGUAGAGGCUACUGGGAGGGAGAGAUGGGGGAAGGAGGGGGGUUAUGGGUUCCGCGGUGUCUUAGGUGCUCUAUGUAUUUGAUUGUUCCAUUGAUUAAUGUUUCUUGUUUAAUCAAGAAAAGGAUAUGCAUAGCCUGUAGCUAUCUGAUCCUGAUGUAAUGACAACUCUUGGUUUCAUCUGUAAAGAGAAAUUUUAUUUGGGUGUUUAAUUCA